Molecule: messenger RNA, 528 nt
Organism: Lodderomyces elongisporus
Lineage: Eukaryota; Fungi; Ascomycota; Pichiomycetes; Serinales; Debaryomycetaceae
Gene: BNA1
Product: 3-hydroxyanthranilate 3,4-dioxygenase
Exons: 1
Coding region: 1-528 (175 amino acids)
Biological process (GO): quinolinate metabolic process; 'de novo' NAD+ biosynthetic process from L-tryptophan
Cellular component (GO): cytoplasm
Molecular function (GO): 3-hydroxyanthranilate 3,4-dioxygenase activity; iron ion binding
Source: RefSeq, a predicted model, not a curated record
AUGCCACUUCCAGAGCCAUUGAACAUUAAAGCUUGGGUAGAGGAAAAUGAGCACUUACUCAAGCCUCCUGUCAAUAAUUUUUGCUUACAUCGUGGAGGAUUCACAGUGAUGAUAGUGGGAGGACCUAAUGAGAGAAGUGAUUACCAUAUCAACCAGACGCCAGAAUAUUUCUACCAAUAUAAAGGAACAAUGUGUUUAAAAGUUGUCGAUGAAGGCAAAUUUAGAGACAUUUAUAUCCGUGAAGGUGACACAUUUUUAUUACCGCCAAAUGUUCCUCACAAUCCAUGCAGAUUUGAAAACACCGUGGGAAUUGUUGUUGAGCAAGAUCGACCUAAAGGUGUUAAUGACCGAAUAAGGUGGUACUGCGCCCGAUGCGAGAGUAUUGUAUGUGAAGAAGAGUUUUACCUCACGGAUUUAGGUACACAAAUUAAAGACGCCAUUGUUGCGUUUGACUCAAAUAUCGAGGCCAAGACAUGCAAAAAUUGCGGACAUGUCAAUUCUUCUAAAAGGGAACCAGCAGAAUUCUAA